Dreissena polymorpha is the source of this 3438-nucleotide messenger RNA. Its product is annotated as multiple epidermal growth factor-like domains protein 8. The transcript is spliced from 13 exons. Gene Ontology annotation, molecular function: protein binding. Gene Ontology annotation, cellular component: Golgi apparatus. The record is from RefSeq and is a predicted model, not a curated record. The coding region runs from base 226 to 3438 and encodes 1070 amino acids. Lineage: Eukaryota; Metazoa; Mollusca; Bivalvia; Myida; Dreissenidae.
UAAAGAAAACAGAUGAUUAUUUAUGCCAAUUUAAGUUGCAGAAAAUGACCUAAUUAAGCAUAGAAGGAUAACCAUUUUAAUGUUCAAAUGACAUGCUUAGUCACACGGCCGUAAUGGCCUUACAAGACGACGAGUGGCACGAUACAUUGGCGAAAUGAUUUGGUAGAAAAGUUUCGUCGAUUGCGAUGGCCUAGUUUCGUUGUUCGAAGAUCACUUUAAGAGGAAAUGCGUCGAAGUAUCGCUAUUCUGGUGUUUGUAUACCAUCUUUCUGUGUGCAACGGAUCCUGUAAACAUGGAAGAACCAUCCUUACAAACGAAACUGGCGUUAUCUCGGAUGGGGAAAACACAACCACCUACCCUAGUUAUGCAAGAUGCGAAUGGCUGAUUGAUGCUAAGCAUCCCAACAAGUCGAUCUACUUGGAGUUUGAGUUCAUAGACACAGAAUGCUCCUAUGACUUCUUGUUUGUGUUUGACGGGGACUCCUACCUGUCACCGACGCUGGCCAGUCUUAGUGGCCAACAUAGACCUGGGCCCAUCGUUGCCAAAUCUGGAAAGAUGCUGGUGUACCUAUUCAGCGACAGGAACUAUGAACGAACUGGAUUUCGGGCCAGCUAUUCCAUGCAAGACUGUCCAUUCAAUUGCACUGGCCACGGCAACUGUAUUGGACACCAGUGCUACUGCUUUAUGGGCCGAACAGGGAAUUACUGCCAGCUCGAGGAAUGUCCUCAAAACUGUAGCAGUCAUGGUGCUUGUGUGAUGAAAGAUGACAAUUCCACGUAUAAGUGUCAGUGCGAGAAAGGGUAUGCAGGGUAUAUGUGCAAUAUUAGUUUGAACAAUUCAGAAGGGAGUGAGCUCUGGUACACCUUACUGCCUGAAGGCAUGGGACUUGAACCCCGUUCUGCCCAUGCCGGUGCUUUUGUGUCUCGGACCGAGUGCUUGUAUGUAUUUGGUGGGUUUUCGUUGAACGAAGUUUUAAGUGAUCUCAACUGUUACUGUAUAAACGAAACCACUUGGAAUUCUAUAAAUAGAUCUGAGCCCUGGCCGAAAGGUCGUUAUGAGCAUGCGAUAGAACUGUUUGAGGAUGGGUUCUACAUGUUUGGGGGUAUGCUUGACGAUGGGAAUUACAGUGAUGAACUGUGGUUCUUUAAUGUCACGUCAGAGACAUGGACUCUGUGUGCCAAUGAGAGUGUAUUCAAACCUUUACAGCUCUCUGGCCACACACUUACGAGGGUUGAAGACAAUUUGUAUGUGUUCGGGGGGAAAACCAAAGAUGGAUUAUUUUGGUCAAAUAUUUAUAAAAUCAAUGGACACAUUCCAACAGAAUGGCAGGAAGUAUUACCUCUGGCCGGCAAAUCAUCGGCUAGAAGGCUUGUAGGACAUUCAACCGUUUAUCACAAAGAAUCAAAAUCGCUACUCAUCUACGGAGGUUAUUCUCACAAUGCCGAUGAGCCCCGUUAUGGGUCGCAUAAAGACGAACUGCAUUUGUUCCAUGUUGAGAACAAAAUCUGGUCGAAGAUCAAGACGAACGAAGCACUGGACAACGGUCCAGCUCCUAGUCAGCGGUCGUUUCAUUCGGCCAACAUCAUGGGCAACUAUAUGGUUGUGUUUGGAGGCAACACUCACAUACAUCACGAUGUGGAGAAAUGCUACGAUUAUGAAAUAUAUCUUUAUCAUCUCGGAUGUCAUAUAUGGGUGAAAGCGGAAUUGCUUAUGGGAAAAUACAGUUCAGCACUUGAUGACGGCAGGGUGAGUCAUGUUGCGGCCGUUGCCUAUGGUAACACACUCCUUGUUGCUGGGGGGUACGCUGGAUACGUGAAGGGCGACGUCAUGGCGUUCAAGUUCCCGCCAUUGAUUGCUCCACCUAGUUCUGAGGUCAGUCUGGACCUAGAUUACUGCACCAACAUCACGCUGGCAGACAAAUGUCAGAGCAACCCAGACUGCCUACUGUGUACCAAGCAGGGCAGAUGCAUGCAUCGGACACACAUCACUGAGCAGCUAUGCGGUCCCUUGAAGACAGGCGUGCCCUACAUGCAAUGUCCAGGGAUCUGCAGUCGCCUGUCCUCUUGCGUGUCAUGCCUUAGUCAAGGUCAGGGGGCAGCGCGGUCCCAGGACUCGCCGGAACAUUGGACCUACAUCCAGCCGUGCAACUGGUGUGUCAAGGAGGGUGAAUGUCAGCUCAGGUCUAAGCCAACUGGUAACUGUGCAGCCGCCACUAGCACGUCGUCCGGUUUAGUUGGCUGGUGGGGGGAUAAGAGCCUCUCCUUGAGCCAGAUUGCUCAGUGUCGACUGGAGGACAAACCAGCGGGACUGGUGUCCAUUUUGCGUCAGACUAAUAUGGCAGAGAAAUACCGCCGGAUCUACACGAGGCCAUUGCUCAAGAGCUUCACACGCUGGCGUGGCUGGAUUCACCCUUUAAAUGCCACAGUGAAACACUUGAUUGAUCCCUCCCCCAAACAGUUCAUGUUGAAGUUGGCGGUCGAUAACAUCGCAGUGAAGGUGUGGCUUAAUAAAGAUGCUAUUGUUGGUCGUAAGGAAAGAAUUAUGAACAUCGGUAUAGGUGAUAACCCGCUCGAGUUGAAAUCAAGGGCAGAUAACUCUUUGUUGUUCCCCAACACGUCUCCAGGCACGCGCUACUACCUGGAUAUUGAAGGGGAAUAUUUGUACCCUUCCAGUACCAACAGUCAACCAGCCAUCAAUGAGAAACUCUACAGCAUCGAACUGAAGUGGGACGGCUCGGCUACCAAUGGCAACAGUCUGUCAGUACUGCACGCGUUCAGCUUCGAAUUUCUGGAACCCUACAGCGUUGGAGACUGCGCAAACUUCACCAGCUGCCUGGCCUGCAUGACGGACACAGCAUGUGGCUGGUGUGACGUUGAAGCCCGAUGCAUGCCAAGGAACACAAGCACGUCAGCCUGCGCCAAGGAGGGGCACCAGCUGAUGAUCACGGAGCCAUCUGUGUGUACAGUGUGCGAUGACCAUGUGGAGUGUCUGUCGUGUGCCAAGGACCCCCACUGUGAAUGGGUGAAAGACAAAGUGCACUGUAUUCGACGGGGUCGUGGGCUAGACACGGAAAUAGCAGCCAUUCCUGAGCAGUGUCCAGCUUCAUGUCAUGAACUGAGCAGCUGCAGUCAGUGCCUGAACGUCGGUGAGUGCGCGUGGUGUGAGAGCCUGCGCUCCUGUCUGCCAUUCUACGACUACGUGAUCCGGCACCGACAUGGCCAGUGCACGGAGUGGGUGGACAGCGAGAUAACGCGCAACGACAACACGUACUCCUGUCGCAACUGCUCCAUUCUCAAGAGUUGCGAAUCUUGCAUGAAAUCGUUCAACUGCGGCUGGUGUGGCAAUCGAGCCAACCCGAAGAAGGGUGUGUGCUUUGAGGGAGAUUUUGCAGGAACAAUUACUUGGCCCAAGAUUACAGCCAGCAACUCACCGACAUAA